Molecule: messenger RNA, 3665 nt
Organism: Manis pentadactyla (Chinese pangolin)
Lineage: Eukaryota; Metazoa; Chordata; Mammalia; Pholidota; Manidae
Gene: VSIG8
Product: V-set and immunoglobulin domain containing 8
Exons: 7
Coding region: 659-1897 (412 amino acids)
Cellular component (GO): intracellular anatomical structure
Source: RefSeq, a predicted model, not a curated record
CAGGGAGAAGAUGCCGGGCAUUCCUGGGUCCCUUCCGUCUGCCUGGGCCUCCCCUCUGGCCCAUGUCCCCUUCCCUGAUGCCCCUCCCCACAGACCUGGCCUGGGUGGGGUGGGGGUGGGGGUCAGACCCUCGUGCCAGGCUCUAGCCACCCUCCCUCCCCAGGCCUGGCACCUCCUUCUUCGUUCCCAUUUUCCCCGGGGAAGGAGGCAACAAAUGAGUGGUGAGGGGAGUCCAUGGACGCCAAAUGGGGCGACUGUUGUCACCCUGAGGUUGGGGCCAGGAGGAAGUGGAAGUUUAACAGGUGCCUAAUUACAAGUCCCGCUGGCCGCGCUGCGCCACUCUUGGGAUAGGGAAGAGCUUGGGUGAGGGCUGGGUGAUGCCUGGGUAGGCCACUCUGUCACCCCGAUAAUUAGGGUUCCUGGGACUCCUCCCCAAGGCGGGGACCAGGCCCCCUCCCUCCGAUAGAAAUAACUCCGGCUGCUGCCCAGCCAGGCACUCACUGCACCUUCCUGCCACCCGGGACAGUGUCUGUGCCCUCAGCUCCCCUCCCUCCACCCGUCCCCACACGCCCACCACCACGGGCCCCACAGCGCCGGCCCAGGGACACCCGGCCCAGGGACACCCGGCCCAGGCGGAGGAAACACCAAGCCUAGAGACAUGGGAGAUCAAGCAGCGUUCCACCUUCUGCUCGCGUGCCUGAGCCCAGCACUGCUGUCUGCUGUGCGCAUCAGUGGGGAUGGCCAGGAGGUCCUGUACCUGGCGGAAGGUGAUAAUGUGAGACUGGGCUGCCCUUACAUCCUGGACCCUGAGGACUACGGUCCAAAUGCACUGGACAUUGAGUGGAUGCAGGUCAAUUCAGACCCCUCACAUCGGGAGAAUGUGUUCCUUAGUUACCAGGACAAGAGGAUCAACCACGGCAACCUCCCCCACCUGCAGCAGAGGGUUCGCUUUACAGCCACAGACCCCAGCCAGUAUGAUGCCUCCAUCAACCUCAUGAACCUGCAGGUGUCCGACACAGCCACCUAUGAGUGCAGGGUGAAGAAAACCACUAUGGCCAGCCGGAAGGUCGUUGUCACUGUCCAAGCGCGGCCUGCGGUGCCCAUGUGCUGGACCGAGGGCCACAUGACACACGGCAACGAUGUGGUGCUGAAGUGCUUUGCCAAUGGGGGCAGCCCACCUCUCUCCUACAGGUGGGCCAAGAUCAGUGGGCACACCCACCCCUACCGUGCUGGGUCCUACCAUUCCCAGCACAGCUUCCACUCUGAGCUCUCCUACCAGGAGUCCUUCCACAGCUCCAUGAAUCAAGGUCUGAGCAACGGCGACCUGGUGCUGACGGACAUCUCCCACGAGGAUAAUGGACUGUAUCAGUGCACGGUGGCCAACCACGUGGGCUACAGCGUGUGUGUGGUGGAGGUGAAGGUGUCAGAUUCCCGACGCAUCGGCAUGAUUGUCGGCGCGGUGCUGGGCUCCCUGCUCAUGCUGGGGUGCCUGAUAGUGGGCAUCUGGGGGCUCGUCUGCUGCUGCUGCGGGGGCGCCGGGGCUGGCACCCGCGGUGCCUUCGGCUAUGGCAAUGGCGGCGGGGUCGGCGGCGGGGCCUGCGGUGACUUGGCUAGUGAGAUCAGAGAGGACGCCGUGGCGCCCGGGUGCAAGUCCGGCGGGCGCCGCAGCCGCGUCCCCCGGCUCCUGGGGUCCCCGACGCAGACGGUCAGCCGCUCCCCGAGCCGCAAGUACGCGCGCCCGCCCCGCGGCGGCCCCGAGGACGUGGCCCUGGCGCCCCGCACCGCCGCCGCCGCUUGCGAAGCGGGCCCUUCCCCGGUCUACGUCCAGGUCAAGAGCGCCGAGCCCGCCGACGGCGCGCAGGGGCCGCUGCCGGGCAAGGACGGCCUCCUGGUGUGAGCGCGCCGCGGGGCGUCGGGCUGCGCCCCGGCCGGGAGGAGGGUGCGGGGCUCUCUGCCCGCAGCUGGGGACGCUCUGGGGCCCGCGACUCCCAUGCCCGCGUCCAGGCGGCUUGGGCUGAAGGCACCGCCCCUGGGAGACCCCGAGGGGGCAGAGCCUCCUUCCCCAGAGUGGGAGGGGUCGGGGGGCGUAGCAAGCUUGGUGGGCGGAGCGCCCUGAGCCGGAGCUCCCGAGACGGAGGGAGGUGGAAGGGUCGAGAGCGGUAGGAGCCGGAGGCCCGGUGUCCCAGCCAAGGCCGAGGGCCCCGGGGCCGGGUGGGCGGGGGAAUGGACCGGACUGUUUCGCGUGCGAGAUCCGAGCUCCAAGGCGGCAGCGUUGGCACAAUAAAGAAACUGUAAGACUUGAGCUGAGGCGGCUGUGGUUGCACAGAGGGUUGGGCAAGGGGUCCGGGUGGAGGGCCCGCUCUGGGAUGCGGCAGGGUGCCCCCUGCGGUCCCGCAUCGUGCCGGCAUCAUAUCCGCCCCUCCCUGCUGAGAUCGCAGCCGUCGGGGCUGGAAGGGGCUGUCCAAUCCUGCUCCUUCACCAUGCAGUUGGGGAAACCGAGACCUCGCAGGCUGGAUUUUAAAUCCGGAACCCUGCUUUUCUCUUGCAUUCCAGGAAGUCAGCAGAAGGGAAGCAAGGGACUGGUGGGGGUGACCUUCCUGAAUGUUCCCCUGUGAAUUCUCAGCAUCCUCUCUCCUGGCCUCAUCUACCGAUCCUGACUUCCUGACCGCUUCCAAAUGGUUGCCUUCCUUUUCAACAAUCAGGAAGGGUUUCAGAGUCAUUCUCUAGGGUAGAAAGACCUUCAAGGAAUCUAAUGUACUCGCCCGUUUAAUGGAAAGGGGAUUGACAUUCAUUGAGCAUCUGUUAAGUGCCAGGUGCUUUCCAGUACUUUAUCUUACUUAAUACUUUACUUUAGUCCUCUGAAGCUGUGCUCUAUUCCAUUGUAGAGAUGAACAAAAUGGUUCAGAGGGAUCAGAUAUCUUGACCAGGGCUACAAAGGUAAUUCAGGUGUUGAUCCAGGCAUGUGUGACUCCAGAACAUCAGGAUGUUUCUCUGAUAUUUGAAAUCCUUCUACAGCAAUUCCUGACAAAGCCUACUCCCACCUCCUCUUGAAUACUGCCCGACACAUCAUUUGGCAUCUCACUACCUACCAAAGCGAUCCGUUUGGCUUCUGACAGUCAGAGAAACAUUUCUUCUAUCCAACUCAAUUUUUGUCUCAAUAUAGCUUUUAUCCCUUGGUCCAAGCUCUACUCUAAGGGACCCUUAAGCAACACACGGCCAUUUCAUCGGCCUCUAGUGGACCAAGUGGUUGUACCCCAUACAGGAUGGCUGCAAACGGCAUAUAACUGGGCUCCUGGCUGGUCUAGGGACUGCAGGUCUUCUGAAGAGCACAGUGUCUCAAGGUCACUCAGUGCUACGUGCCUCUGCCCGGCCACCUUGCCUGUUGGAGCCCAGGCACUUCCUUCUCUCUUGGCCUCUUUCCCUUGAGGAGAAGCUGGGCUUCUGAACUCUCCCUGCUUCUACUCGGCGGCCCCUUGGAGUGCAGGGUAUGGAUGCUUUCAAGUUUCUUAAGUGAGGAAGCCCUGAAACCCUGCUUGGUUUUACAUAACUGGAAAGCCCUUCCAGGUGGUAAAGGCAUUUGCAGAAAGUGCUGGCAUUGCUGGCUCUGCCGUGAUAGAGCUUGGGAAGGGGAAGGAGGGAUGGUCAUGGGACAGAGGCACCCAGGG